This is a messenger RNA of Solea solea (common sole), 1619 nucleotides long. It is a transcript of the gene psma6a, whose product is annotated as proteasome 20S subunit alpha 6a. Gene Ontology annotation, biological process: ubiquitin-dependent protein catabolic process. The transcript is spliced from 7 exons. Lineage: Eukaryota; Metazoa; Chordata; Actinopteri; Pleuronectiformes; Soleidae. The coding region runs from base 104 to 844 and encodes 246 amino acids. Gene Ontology annotation, cellular component: nucleus; proteasome core complex, alpha-subunit complex; cytosol. The record is from RefSeq and is a predicted model, not a curated record.
UCACAUCCGGAGUAGCCAUGUUUUGCUUUUAGUGUUGCCCAGUGUAGUUUCACUUUCUGUCUAAUAUUAAUAAAACCUGUUAUUUGUCACCGUCAUCAUCAUCAUGUCUCGGGGCUCAAGUGCAGGCUUUGACCGACAUAUCACCAUCUUCUCCCCGGAGGGAAGACUCUAUCAAGUCGAAUAUGCCUUCAAAGCCAUCAACCAGGGCGGACUGACCUCUGUAGCGAUCAGGGGGAAGGACUGUGUUGUCAUUGUCACACAGAAGAAAGUUCCUGACAAGCUGCUGGAUGCCUCGACCGUCACACAUCUGUUCAGAAUCACAGAGAACAUUGGCUGCGUUAUGACCGGCAUGACUGCUGACAGCAGGUCUCAGAUACAGAGGGCCCGGUAUGAAGCAGCUAACUGGAAGUACAAGUAUGGCUAUGAGAUCCCCGUGGACAUGUUGUGUAAACGUAUGGCUGACAUUUGCCAAGUUUACACACAGAAUGCUGAGAUGAGACCAUUAGGAUGCUGUAUGAUGGUGAUUGGACUGGAUGAAGAGUUGGGUCCACAGCUGUAUAAAUGUGAUCCAGCAGGCUACUACUGCGGCUUUAAGGCCACAGCGGCUGGAGUCAAACAGACAGAGGCCACAAGCUUCCUGGAGAAGAAAAGCAAGAAGAAGCUGGACUGGACUUAUGAGCAGACUAUAGAGACGGCUAUCUCAUGUUUGGCGACGGUUCUGUCUAUUGACUUCAAGCCCUCAGAGCUGGAGGUGGGAGUAGUCACCACACAGGAACCUACAUUCAAGAUUCUGUCAGAGUCUGAGAUUGAUACUCACCUCAUGUCUCUGUCUGAGAGAGAUUGAGGAAAGUUGGCAGCCAUUUUGCAGUCGUCAUCGCGCUGCACUCUGAAAUGGAUGAUGAAUAUUAAAACAAGAAUAACUCCACCUCCUUCACUGAGGAUGCACAGCACAACCAAGUACAAUACAGAACAAUGUGGUUAUUUAAUAGCAGGUGGGUAGAAUACAUUACCCAGCUGCUCCGUGGUAUGUGUGUGUACCGCUCCUCCACCCUCUGUGGUCACAACCAGGACCUGAAAAGACACAGUAAUAACCACAUAUCCAGCCCCUCCUACAGUUUCCUUUCAUCCACACUGAGACAUUGCUUCUGCUUCUGACUGCCAAACAUCACAGAACCUGAGAAGACGCUGGACAUUCACAUCAGCCUCUGACCACGGUGUCCUUGCUUGAUCCUCCUCAGCUAGGUGGGACACGAACAACCAGGAUGAUUGAGGUGUGGACAGCUCCUCUCACGUAUGGACUCCAACAACACCUGAGUCACUGUGUCUGAAACGGUGCUUUCUAAUCUAACCCUCUUUACUCAGGGCUGCCACUACUCCUCUUUUCUGAAUCCCCUUAAAUUUUUAUUCAUCUACCUCAACAUCUCUCCUCACCACUGUGUUCAGCUCUAUACUUUGUAAUAACCCAUGAUCAGUCAGCUGUGAUCUCAGGUCAAUAUCAACCUACUAUGACGAAUUAUAAAAAAAAGUUUUGCGUCCCCUUGUGUCUCGAUCCUCCUCCCCUCUGCUGCCAACGCUGUACACUACUACACUUCUAUUAAACACAAUGUUUUUAUUCAACA